AUGGCUUCCUCUUCGCAGGAGAAUACCCCAAAUAGCUGUCAGAAUGCCAAUGACGAGAAACCUUCCACCGACGACCAAUAUGUCGAUGCGAUUGACUCUCCCAGAGACGAGGAAUCAGCAAUAGAUUACAAUCCCAACAAUCCAGACAUUACCGAAUCCAAAGACCUCACCAAAACACGCACCAACGGCAGCCAUAUCGGCACCCUAACCGCAAGAACCCUCUCGCUCGUCCGGACAAGAGAAUCCGGCAAAGACAUCGGUCCUCCUCCUGAUGGUGGCUUCCAAGCAUGGCUGCAAGUAGGCCUGGCGCAUAUGGUCAUCUUCAAUACCUGGGGCUACAUCAACAGUUUUGGUGUGUUCCAGACAUACUAUGUUGAGAUGCUUGGUCAUCCGCCGUCCGAUAUCUCCUGGGUUGGAAGUAUACAGAUCUUCCUGCUUUUCUUUGUCGGGACCUUUGCUGGUCGUGCGACGGAUGCCGGCUACUUCAAGCUCACCUUGGCGGUAGGGGCUGUGCUGGAGUUGUUCAGUAUCUUCAUGACUUCUCUAUGCACCAAGUAUUGGCAGCUAUUCCUAGCGCAGGGUCUUGGCCAGGGUCUCGGCUGCGGACUCAUGUUCUGUCCCACUGUCGCUCUGAUGCCAACAUACUUUACCAAGAAUCGGGCCAUUGCUAUUGGUAUCUCCGCAUCUGGGUCAGCAACAGGGGGCCUCGUCUUCCCCGCAGUGGUCAUGCGACUCUUACCCCGGGUGGGUUACGGAUGGACCAUGCGGACACUGGGAUUCAUUUCCCUCGCCACACUAAGCCCGAGUGUGUUCUUCCUGCGCCAGCGUCUGCCACCUCGUAAGAGCGGCCCGCUGGUCGAAUGGGGAGCGUUCAAGGAACUACCAUACCUCCUCUUCGCCAUCGGCAUGUUCCUCAACUUUUGGGGCCUGUAUGUCGGAUUCUUCUACAUUGGCAGCUUUGGCCGCGACAUCAUCGGCGUCUCCCAGACUGUAUCUAUCGAUCUCCUCCUGGUCAUGAACGGCGUCGGACUUCUGGGUCGCCUGAUUCCCAAUCUCAUGGCUGACAAGUACACCGGCCCACUGAACAUGUUGAUCCCGUUCAGUCUAGCGACUGGUGUCGUUGCGUACGGCUGGAGCGGCGUGAAAAGUCUAAGCGGACUAUACGCCUUUGCUGUCUUCUAUGGUCUGUCUGCAGCCGGUAUCCAGUCACUGUUCCCGGCGACGCUGAGCACGCUGACGACGGAUCUGAAGAAGACUGGGGUACGGAUGGGAAUGGUGCUUAGUGUUGUCGGUGUUGCGGCGCUGAUUGGAUCGCCUAUUGCCGGUGCAUUGGUUCAGGAAGGCGAUGGUGAGUAUCUGUAUGCGCAGAUGUUCAUGGGGAGUGCUAUUGUCGCUGGAUCGAUGACUUUGGUCACGGCGAGGAUAGCCAAGUUGGGAUGGACCUGGAAUCGGGUAUAA
Aspergillus chevalieri is the source of this 1458-nucleotide messenger RNA. RefSeq names its product putative MFS monocarboxylate transporter. The record is from RefSeq and is a predicted model, not a curated record. The transcript has a single exon. Gene Ontology annotation, cellular component: fungal-type vacuole membrane. Gene Ontology annotation, biological process: transmembrane transport. The coding region runs from base 1 to 1458 and encodes 485 amino acids. Lineage: Eukaryota; Fungi; Ascomycota; Eurotiomycetes; Eurotiales; Aspergillaceae. Gene Ontology annotation, molecular function: transmembrane transporter activity.